AAGAUACACGAACAUAGAUACGUUUUAAAUGUUAGUGAAAAUUACUUUGGGUGUCGGAUGUGACAAAAACACUGUUGCAGAUGUUUUCGAUGUCAAGAGUUUCUCUGGAUUCUUAGAGCUAACGAAUUGGACAGAAACGUGUAAACCCGAGGACAAAACAUAUUUCCAAUGCUUCAACAUAUAUACAUUGCCUAUAUGAGGAAUGACAUACUUUAUAUUUAGUUGUGCCGGUUUUGUAUUUUAACUCACAUCCAUAGAACGAAAACGGCUUCCGAUAUGUACGCAGACGAAUUAAUAAAAUAGUAAGCUACCACACCGAUAUUUGGGUUUGAAUUAUAUUUUUAGGCACAAAUUCACCUGUUUGCUGUCAACUGAGAUUUUUUUCUUAAUUUUUUUUUCUUAAUGCCUCAUACUUUAAAACGGUGCACGGAUCCCCGUGGAUCUGAUAGGGGAGCCGCUGUUUUCGUUAAGUUGAUGAAACCGGAAAAAUAUUGCCCAAAAAUGUAACUGCCUACGAUGAAUGAGGGUCUUCUGGCAAACCUGAGGCAAUGUGGAGACACCUUCGUCCUUGCCCACCCGUUACUCCAUAAUGGCUUGCCGGAGUGGGUGCUGCUGCGGUUUCGGUCCAGUGAAUGAGGAUAAUGCGAGAUUUCUGAUGCUGGCGCUGUUCAUAAUUAUCUACCUCCUGUGUGGGGCUGCCGUUUUCUCGGCGCUCGAACACCCGAAGGAGAAACAGGCGAAGGACAGGUGGGCGCAAAGGUUCGAACAUUUCACCCACAGGCACAACCUCAGCAAAAAAGAGCUGGAGAACUUCCUGAGGCAUUAUGAGGAGGCGAACGUAGCCGGGAUCCGCGUGGACACUACCAGACCUCGUUGGGAUUUCACCGGUGCUUUUUAUUUCGUGGGAACAGUGGUUUCAACUAUAGGUUUCGGUAUGACAACCCCUGCCACGGUGGGAGGAAAGAUCUUCCUCAUCUUCUACGGGCUCAUCGGCUGUGCGGCCACCAUCCUCUUCUUCAACCUGUUCCUGGAGCGCCUGAUCACCGUCCUGGCCUUCGUGCUGAAGUCCUGUCACGAGCGGCAGCGGCGGCGCCGCGGGGUGCUGCCCCACAGUUUGGGGACGGGGGCCGGGCCGGGCCUGGCCGGCUGGAAGCCCUCCGUGUACUACGUGAUGCUGAUCCUGGGUCUGGGCGCGGUGCUGGUUUCAUGCGGGGCCUCGGCCAUGUACUCAUCGGUGGAAGGGUGGAGCUACGCCGACUCCCUCUACUUCUGCUUCGUGGCUUUCAGCACCAUCGGCUUCGGGGACCUGGUGAGCGGGCAGAGGGAACUGUACGAAAGCCAGGGCCUGUACCUGCUCGGCAACUUCCUGUGCAUCCUGACGGGCGUGUGCUGCAUCUACUCCCUCUUCAACGUCAUCUCCAUCGUCAUCAAGCAGGUGCUGAACUGGAUCCUAGCUCGGAUGGCGCAUCCCUGCUGCUGCCCGCGGCGGCCCGCCGGGGGCACCGUCCGGCACCGUCGCAACGUGGUGAUGCCGGGGCACUUCCGCACCCGCCGCGACGCCUCCAUCGACACGGACGCCAUCAACGAGAGCGAGACAGAUGGCCGCCGGGUCUCAGGGGAGAUGAUCUCCAUGAAGGACUUCUUGGCUGCCAACAAGGUGAACCUGGCCAUAAUGCAGAAGCAGCUGUCGGAGACAGCCAAUGGGCACCCCCGCCCAUCAGGGUCUAACACCCGACACAAUGGCUUCUCCGGGGGUGUGGGUGCACUGGGAAUAAUGAACAAUAGGCUGGCUGAGACCAGCGUGGACAGAUGAGGCGUACAGGCUGUCUGGACUGCGGUCAAAACCUAGACAUCAAAUAGAUUAUAUUAGAAUUAUAGUUCACUCCUGCACUUCCACCUUUUGACUGCAUUGUAUUGUGUACACAGAGCCACUGGAAUGAAUAAGGACAGAUAGGCAAAAUGCACUCUCGGAACGUAACAAUAAGGAAUAGAAUUUUCAGUGGGAAAGCACUGAAGUGAAUCAUAUCAAACUUUAUAGUACCUUAGUGACAUCAAAGCUCUCCAGGUUGUACCCUCAGUCACCAAAGCACAGGUGAUAGAGACACCCCAUUUCUCAAAGCAUGGUACUACACUUUAUCCUAUGAGGAUUUUGAAUACGGAAAUCCUUCAGGAGUGGUGAGCUGAUAGCUUCACUUUCCACAGUAGUGGAGAAUCACCCAAAGAUAAUUUUUGUAGAUGUUUUUUAACACUUUGUUUCCUCCCAUUAAAGCUUUGUUGCCCAACACUCAAAGGCUCAAAGCAUACGGAAAAGCCACACCAGGGGUCUGUUCCAGAAAGCAGGACUGGCAAGUUAUCCAGAUCUAUUAGGUCGAAAUGUAGGGAAAUCCUGAAUUAUCGGUUCCAAAUAUGAGGAUCAGAGAAAGCCUGUGUCAGUUACUAUGGUGACUUAUGCAGAUUAUUUUCUUAUCUGAAAAUAAUUUGCCGACAAGGGGGAUAACUUAAACUAAACCUGGCCUACCCUGCAGUGUUUAGUGAGAUUAGUUAGGCAGACUCAUCACUUAGCAGGUGAAUAUUAUCUGACCAUGCCUUGUCAAAAUAUCUUAUAAAAAAUGGUGAGACUGGCAGCAAUAUUGCCAGGGAAAACUUAAUGAAAUCCUAAUAUUUCAACUUUGGCCUGUUGCCAUUAUUCUACUUUACAUGAUAUAAUAUAAUAUAACAUAACACAAUGAUGUGAACGGGUCAAUGCUUUCCAUUUUCCUCACUAAAUUGUGCCUAGUGCUCUGAUUACCUAGUUUCUGACACCGUAUCAAGCCUGGUGUUGAAAAUCCCGAGAGUUUCUGCCUCUACGUGACCUGGCAGGCUGUUCCACACAUUGACUACUCUCUGCAUGAAAAAAUUCUUCCUAAUGUCUGUAUGGAAUUCUCCUUUUGUUUAUUACCUUUUAUGUCCCCACGUUCUACUGACAGAGCUCAACCUGAAGAAUCUCUUGUAGUUUACACUGUUGAUCCCCAUUAUGAAUUUAAAAGCCUGAUUUAAAAUCAGUUUGGUUGCUCUUCUUUGAACCUGUUCCAGAGCCUACAGCCCACAGAACUGCACAUAACACUCCAACUGUGGUCUAACAAAUGUACAGUAUUGUAUAAAAUAAGUAUAUCUUCCUUGGAUUUAUACUCAAUACUUUUGGCUAUAUAUCCCAAAAUCUGUGGUACCUUAUCAAAGGCUUUUUGGAAAUCUAAAUAUAUAAUAUCAUAAGCGGUCAAAACCCUUAGUAGGUUCUUCAAAGAAAACCAGAAAGUCUGUCAGGCGUGACCUUCCCUUGCGUUCUGGCUAAUUCUUUGUUGUUAUUUGGUAAAUGGACUGCAUUUAUAUAGCGCUUUUAUCCAAAGCGCUUUACAAUUGAUGCCUCUCAUUCGCCAGAGCAGUGAGGGGUUAGUCUUGCUCAAGGACACUUCGACACACCCAGGGCAGGGUCUGAACCGGCAACCCUCCGACUGCCAGACAAUCACUCUUACCUCCUGAGCUAUGUCGCCAUUUUCAAGAAAUUUUCAAGUAUUUUCAAGAAACACUUCUAAAUUGUCUCUAAUGAUAGAUUCCAGUAUCUUACAUAUGAUGCAUGUUAAACUGACAAGCCUGUAGUUCAGGUCUGGAUCAGUACGGUCCCUUUCUUAUAUAUUGGUAUUAUAUUAUCUUGCUUCCAGUCCUCAGGUGUUUCUCAAGUUUUUAAAUACUGUCUUUAAAAACAUGCCACUGGUUUGAAGAUGAUCUCGCCCAACUCCUUGAGUACCCUUGGGUAUAUACCAUCAGGGCCUGCUGACUUAUUUGUCUUUAUUUUAUGUAAUUUAUCCAGUACUUCUUUAUCCUCUAUCUCAAUAUCUAAUACAAAAAAGUACUGAAUAUGCCUUCCAGUCUUUUACCUCUUCUCUUGUAAAACUCUCGACAAAAUAACUAUUUAAGGGAGCAGCAAUAUCAUUAUUCUUAUAAAGAUGUUCCUGAUACCCUUGACAUCCUCCUGCACUUUCAUUUUCCUACUACAGUAUUGAAAGAAAUAUUUAGGAUUUUUUUUUUUUUUGUAUCUUGGGAAAUUUGCCUUUCAAAGAGCCUUUUAGCUUCCUGUAGUUCUGUUUUUAGCCUUAGCACACAUAUUACAAUAUUCAGCCUUAUUACUCUCAGUGCUGUCAUUUUUGUGUAUCAUAUACAGUUAUAUAUUGUAUACCCUUUUCACUCUCCACAAUCCUGUAAAUAUUUAUGUAACAU
This is a messenger RNA of Anguilla rostrata (American eel), 4251 nucleotides long. RefSeq names its product potassium channel subfamily K member 13-like. Gene Ontology annotation, cellular component: plasma membrane. Bases 590 to 1813 code for a protein of 407 amino acids. The transcript is spliced from 2 exons. The record is from RefSeq and is a predicted model, not a curated record. Gene Ontology annotation, biological process: potassium ion transmembrane transport; stabilization of membrane potential. NCBI's taxonomy places the organism in Eukaryota, Metazoa, Chordata, Actinopteri, Anguilliformes, Anguillidae. Gene Ontology annotation, molecular function: potassium ion leak channel activity; outward rectifier potassium channel activity.